CCUUGUAGCAUCGGUGGCUGACGUAUAGUUAAGGAUUCAUAUGAGUCACUGUAGGGAUCAACGUUUGAAAGUCAGCAUACAAGUUUAUUUAACUGCAAAUACUUAAGACCAAAUGGGAGGAAAGAAUAAACAGAGAACGAAAGGAAAUGUUCGGCCGUCCAGCAGUGGUAGAGCCGCCGAGCUGCUGGCGAGAGAGAGGGGAGCAGUGCCUGGGUUUGUGGGUUUUGGCACCUCGACUUCAAAUGACCUGGGGUAUGUUCCCGCUGUCCACGGAGCAGAGGAGAUAGACAACCUCGUAGAUGCUGAUUUCCGUAUGGUUUUGCGAAAACUAUCCAAAAGAGAUGCAGUCACCAAGUUAAAGGCAGUGCAAGAAUUUGGUACAAUGUGCCAAGAAAGAGAGCCAGAGAUUGUCAAAGGUGUACUCCCUUACUGGCCGAGAAUAUACUGCAAAAUCUCAGUGGAUCAUGACCGUCGUGUUCGGGAAGCUACACAGCAAGCAUUUCAACAGCUGAUUCUUAAAGUCAAGAGGAACCUUGCCCCUUACCUGAAAAGCAUCAUGGGAUACUGGCUGAUUGCUCAGUGUGACACCUACUCCCCCGCUGCCUCAGCUGCAAGCCUUGCAUUUGAAGCUGCCUUCCCCCUCAACAAACAGGCAGAAGCUCUUGGAUUUUGCAAGGAAGAAGUCCUCAAUAUCCUUCAGGACAACCUGUUGAAAGAAACCCCAGAUACUCUUAGUGAUCCUCAGACUGUACCAGAGGAGGAGAGGGAGGCCAAGUAUGUCCGCCUGGUGACCAGCUCCUUGCUGGCCUUGAAGAAGCUGCUGGCCACCCUGCCCCAGCAGGACCUGGACUCUCUGUCUGAGCGGCUUGCCCAUCUCAUUGCUCAGAGCAAGUUUUGGAAGUACAGCAAGCACAAAACGCCACAGAUCAGAGGAGCCGUCUUCGAGGCUGUGGCUACUCUGUGCGAGCGCACACCUCAGCUGAUCCAGAAGGAAGCAAGCCGUGCCUGCCCGACUGUGCUGCUCAGCAUCGAUGACACGGAUCCGGUGGUGCUGCCCCCCCUGUGGGAGGCCGUCCUGCACGUCCUCUCCAGCAUCCCGGACUGCUGGACACAUGUGAAUGCCCGAAAGGGGGUGCUGCCCAAGCUUUGGCAGCUGUUGAAGGAAGGGGGCCGAGGUCUCGCCACUGUCCUCCAUCCCAACCUGCUCCCGUUCAUCAGUAAAUUACCACAGGAGGUCACUGACCCCAAACUGGAGUUCUACAACACGUUCUUCACCUCCAUCAUUCUGGGGUUGUCGAGCGAACGCGCUGUGGCCAGUCCCUCCGAAAGCACAGCCAUCGUCUUUGCCACCGCGGAGUGCCUGCGCUUCUGCCUGCUGCAGAAUGCCGGCGAGGAUGAGGACAGCCGACGCAUCCAGAGCACUCUCAUCGUAGACCAGCUGUUGCCCCUGGUGGACAGUGCUGUGGGGAAUGCGUCGCUGCAGAACGGGCCUCUGUUCACCCAGGUCACGGACAUGCUGGUGUCCUGGGAGAAGCGGGCGGACGCUCCUGGCGAGGAAGCCGCCACCUUCCGCCGCCUGCUGACGGACUUCUGGGAGGGCCUCGGGCAGCUGUGCGUGCGCCACGUGGACCGGGAGGAGGCGGAGGAGGGCGCGCUGGCCGGGGUGGCCUCUCUGCUACGCGUCAUGCAGGACCCCAGGGCCGCGGCGGGGAGGCUGGGGCGGAAGAAGAAGGCGGCGAAGAUCUGCUUCUCCGACCUGGAGCGGAGCUCGCGGAAGGAGGCGGAGGAGACGGGGGAGGAGCAGCCGGGAGCGGAGGCGCAGGAAGCCGGAGAGAAGGGCGGGCCGUCCCCCGGGCCGCCGCUGAAGAGCGGACACCUGGUGGAGCUGGUGUGCCGCCUGGCGGAGCUUAACAUGGUCUACGUGAACGAGCGGGAUUCAGAGAAGCACCUGCGUUUCCUCUCCGUGCUGGUCAGCUCCUUCCCGUCCUGCCAGCUCUUCCAGGUGGUGCUGGACCCACAGGGGGAGAAGGGGGAGGGCAAUGUAGAGCUGGAAGAGCUGAAGGCCACCGGGGAGCAGGGGGAGGUCCUUGCUGAAAACCCAGCUGUCCGCUUCCUCCUGCAGAAGGUGGUGGUCUGGCUCAGGCAGGACCACAGGAAGGAGACGGACUUCCUGGUAAACAUGGUCUUUAGCACACUGCAUUGCUGCAGUGCCAAGGAGGAGAAGACCCUCAUCCUCAACCACAUCACCAAAAUGGAGCUCAAAUGGGGAGUUCUUCUUCACAUCAUACAAAAGGCGUGUGCAGACCCAGGAAGUCUGGAGGCCACCGCGGGCUGGCUGAAGGGGGCGGUCCUGGGGGAGAGGCUCGUGGGGCUGGCCAGGGAGCUGUGUGAGCUGGGACUGAGAGGCUUAGGUUCAACCGCGCCUACGCCCUCGUCAAAACACACCCACAGCUGGGCUCUCAUCAGCCUGGUGCUCUCACAACAACAUCACAAUGAGAGGUUAAUUGGCGAGGAGUAUGUGGAGAAAAUCAUCGACAAGCUCCAUGCCACCCUGUCCGAAGCCAAGAACCUGUCUGAUGCAGGCAACAUGGAGCCGCUGGUCUCCUUCAUCUGUGACGUAGCGUCCAACUUCUUUGCGUCUGUCAAAGGCUGCCUGCUUCUGGCCUCGGCCGAGGACCUGCUGCUGACCGUCUUCCAGCUCUUUGCCCAGGACCAGGAGGUCACUCGCCUGUCUGACUCCCUGCUCCAGAAGCUGAAACACGCCUGUUUUGCUGGUGUCCACUCAUUGGUCAGCCAUCCUGAGACAGACUUCACAGAGGGAACCUUCCUGCACAGUGCUGCCAUCUGGGUCAAAAAACAACUCCUUACAUCUUCCUUGGGGGUGAAGAGCCUGCAGGUCCUGGUGUCGGCCGUGCAGAGUCUGGUGGAAACCGUCCUCAGUGCCAGCCAGUGUGGCGGCCGCCUUCUGUCACGCUUCAUCGGCUGUCUGACCCCCAGCGGUGCGGAGUGGAAGAGAAUGAGACAGGCUCUGCCUCCACAGUGGGUGAAGUGUCCCUUGCUGUCAGGACGCCUCAGGGUGACCUGUGAUUACCCCUGCAUGGAUGUGUGGAAGUUCCGUGCAUCUGGCAAACUCCCUGCCCACCUGUGUGCCUCAGCACUCCUUGGAAAAGUUGUGCUUGCUGCCAUGGACUCGAGUGACCACCAGGGGGCAGACUCUCCGCAGCUCCCUGACAUGAAGCACACUGCAUCAGAAAUCCUCUUUGCCAUGCAGUGGUGUGAGGAGAUGGAGUACUCCCCAACAAUAGUGUCAGAGUACCACAGAAUUCUCCAGGAUUUCAACAUAACGGACGAUCGCAUAAGCAAAGAAACUGGAACCAGUUGUGACAUACUAGAAACGCUGUUUGCAAGGUCAUUGGAGGAGGGCUCUCUGUGGACAUUGACUCUCGCUAACUACAUCCAAAAAAGAGACAUCUCCAGCGAUGAUAUCAAGGAACUGUAUGGAAAUGUAGAGAGCUUCUUCCCUCUAACGGAACACGGCCUCAGCACCAUCCAGGUGCUCUGUCCAUGGCUGCCCAAGGAGGAGAAGGAGUCGCUCAUGGCUCUGUCCAUCUCAGAGCUCCUGAACUGGCAGGACACAGAGCAGGCUCACGACCACAGCGGGAUGGCGUGCCUUGCGGUUCUGCACUGUUGUUUGAGCACAGAGACCGCAACUGAAGAGGAUGUCCUCUUGGCUUGUGUCGCCACAAUGUUGGAAUGGCGCAACAGCAAAGAGGAACUGUUUCUUUUUAAUAGUGACCUGAAGAAGGCAUCAGCUGGGCUGCUGUCUCUGAAUGUGGAGAUGAUGCGUUUCCUGUCCUGGCUGGUGGCACAUUCUUCAUCAGUUCUCCAGGAUACACACUGGGACUUUCUCCUGUGCUCAAUGCUAGCUUGGCUAGAGACUGCCAGUGAGAACACUGCUACCUUCUGGAAUCCCUGGGUGCAGUUGUUUGUGUGUCAGAACUGUGAGCUGAUCGUGACGCUGAGCGAGUUCUUCUCAGCGCCCCCUGCAGGUACGGCUGACCUCCUACCACCUGAGCUGCGCGGUGAGUGGGAAGAGUUUUUCGUUGAGGGGAUACACAGUCGGCUUCUUCCUCUGCUGGUCAAAGUCACAGAAGAAUACACUGAGCCAGACGACCCGCUAUUCCCCCUCUCUGUGCUGCGUUCCAUGGGUGAGGCGCUGCGUUACAUCCCGGUCCAGCUGCUCAACCAGAACAAGCUUCCUCCUAAAUUUGUGGCGGGCCAGAAGACCAACCUCCCUGAUCAGCUGCAGACCCUUCUGAACACCCUCACCCCACUGCUGCUGUUCAAAGCGAGGCCUGUCCAGCUCACCGCCUUCCACGUCCUCAGCAAGGUGAUGCCCCAUUUACCGGAGUGUGAUGGAGAAGGUGACAAUGCCAAGGGUGAUGAUGACGAUGGCGAAGAACCAUGUCUGUCACCCCCUGCUGCCCUGAUGUCCAUCCUGGCCACCACAGAGGAGCUGCUGGACAACAUUCUGGGGGGUGUGCAGGUGGGAGAGUUCGCUGUGGUCCAGCCCCUUAGUGAUGAGUACUGCUGCAUCCUGGGAUACCUGCUGACCUGGAAGCUGGUCCUGACCUUUUUCAAGGCCUCCUCCUCCCAUCUGCGUGUUCAGUACUCUCUGUACCUACGGAAGAGCCGCUCUCUGCACAAGCUGCUCCUUCACCUCUUCCGCCUCAUGCCGGAGAACCCCAUGCUCCCAGGACAGGCGGUCGAGUCCGGGGCCAAAGACGCCAGAACCUUCUUCACAGAGGACCUGUCCCUGUCUGUGUGCAAAAGGGACGGCCUGCAGUGGGAGGUGCCCCACCUGGCCUGCUCGGUGUACUACAGCGCGCUGAAGGACCUGCCGGCCAUGGUGAGGCUGUGGUGGAACGGGCAGGAGAAGCGAGUCUUCAACACCGUGGACAAAUUCACCAGCAAGUACGUGAGCGGCGUGCUGUCCUCCCAGGAGAUCGCCUCCGUCCACACCAGCACGCAGACCUUCGAGAGCAUGAUGGUAAAAGCCCGCUCCGCCACUCGAGAGGUGAUUGCCACAUAUUCGGUGGAUGACAUCUUCAUCGAGCUGGUGAUCCAGCUGCCGCACAACUACCCGCUGGGGUCCAUAUCAGUCGAGAGCGGACGGCGUGUGGGCGUGGCCGUGCAGCAGUGGCGCAAUUGGAUGCUGCAGCUCAGCACAUACCUGACACACCAGAAUGGCAGUAUUAUGGAGGGGUUGGCGCUGUGGAAGAACAAUGUAGACAAGCGCUUCGAGGGCGUGGAGGACUGCAUGAUCUGCUUCUCUGUCAUCCAUGGCUCCAACUACUCCCUGCCAAAGAAGGCCUGCCGCACCUGCAAAAAGAAGUUCCACUCUGCCUGUCUGUACAAAUGGUUCACUUCAAGCAACAAGUCAACGUGCCCCCUGUGCAGAGAGACCUUCUUCUAAGAGCUUUAACCUGGGACGCAAAUGGGAGAGAGAGGUGUUUGUAUAUUUGUGCAUCAUUUGCAUUCUGUACCUUGGGUGCCAGGCACAGCCAUUGCAUUCUGUGCUGCCCUUUUGUCAUAUGAAAGAUAGCCUUUCUACCUUAUGGAAUGAUAAAGCAGUGAGAUAAUUGGGCUUGAUGUAUCACCAUGUGAAAUGCCUGUUAAAGGACAAAUCAGCAGCAUCCGCGAGAGAGGACACGCGUUGAAGCAGGACGGGAAAACUUCACACCAUGAGGCUGCCGUGAAGGCAGCUGUCUGCCGAAAGUUCAGGUGUAGAUUGGCCUUGCCAGAAUGUAAUAUGUCCCCUUUCACUCUAUAAAUAAAUGCGGGGACCAGUCGAAUCAUCUAUGCACCUCAAUUAGACGAAGUCUGGAUCCUGUCAUAAGGUUGGCGCAUUGUCAUUUCAGGAUAAAACCAGAGCAGCAGCAGCACAAUCAUUUGAAUCCUCACGGCUUAUACAGACUGUGGAGAGAAGACGGGCUGCUAACCUCUCAAGCAGGAGAAUAUAUUUGAGAAUGAACCUUUUUAAAAUGUGUUUUCAUACAUUUUUUUCCCCUGAACAUCCCACACAGUGUGCAUUCUUGUCCUGUUACCCCCAACCCCCCCCCAACCC
Messenger RNA from Megalops cyprinoides (Indo-Pacific tarpon), 6127 nucleotides. It is a transcript of the gene ltn1, whose product is annotated as listerin E3 ubiquitin protein ligase 1. Gene Ontology annotation, molecular function: ubiquitin protein ligase activity; zinc ion binding; ribosomal large subunit binding. The record is from RefSeq and is a predicted model, not a curated record. Gene Ontology annotation, biological process: rescue of stalled cytosolic ribosome; ribosome-associated ubiquitin-dependent protein catabolic process. NCBI's taxonomy places the organism in Eukaryota, Metazoa, Chordata, Actinopteri, Elopiformes, Megalopidae. Gene Ontology annotation, cellular component: RQC complex; cytosol. The transcript has 30 exons. Bases 113 to 5476 code for a protein of 1787 amino acids.